Prorocentrum cordatum is the source of this 666-nucleotide messenger RNA. The record is from the annotation of a GenBank genome assembly. NCBI's taxonomy places the organism in Eukaryota, Dinophyceae, Prorocentrales, Prorocentraceae.
AGCGUCUCGGUCAUCUGAGCUGGCGGCCACCCCUGCGGCGCGACGGCGAUCGUGGCUCCACCGCGGCAUUACCUGCUGGCGCGAUGACGCCGGAGUACGACUACCUGUUCAAGCUGCUGCUCAUCGGCGACUCCGGCGUGGGGAAGUCUUGCCUGCUGCUGCGGUUUGCGGAUGACACGUACACCGAGAGCUACAUCAGCACCAUCGGGGUCGACUUCAAGAUACGUACCCUCGAUCUGGACGGCAAGACAGUGAAGCUCCAGAUCUGGGAUACUGCGGGCCAGGAACGCUUCCGCACCAUCACGAGCAGCUACUACCGCGGAGCUCAUGGCAUCAUUGUCGUCUACGACGUCACCGACAACCAGUCUUUCCAGAACGUCCGGCAUUGGAUGCAGGAGAUCGACAAGUACGCGGCGGACGGAGUGAACAAGCUGCUGGUUGGAAACAAGUGCGAUCUGUCCUCGAAGAAGGUCGUCUCGUACGACGAGGCCAAGGAGCUGUCGGACUCCCUGGGCGUGCAGUUCAUGGAGACCAGCGCCAAGAACGCGCACAACGUGGAGCAGGCCUUCCAGAUGAUGGCGGGCGAGAUCAAGAACCGCGUCGCCUCCCAGCCCGCGCCGCGCGCCGGGGGGGCCGCGGGCGCGACGCUUGGCCAGGGCACGAAGG